ACGCGCAAUUGCAUCGACUGGCUGGAACCCUCUUCAAAUUCCGCUUCUGGGUACCUCAAUUUCCUCAUUAAUUACACACCAGAUUUCAACAAUUUCGUAGAUCAGAGUGCCAUUAAUUAACCCUCUAUUUUAAUAAUAUUAAUCUUGUAAAGUGCCCGACUAAAAAGGCAGAAGAUACCCAGCUGUUUGUUCUGAUUUGUUUUGUUUUCCCUUUGAUCUUUACUAGAAAUGAGCUUUGUUUGUUUCGUCUAGGGUUUCCCUCUCUCUCUUCUCUUUCUCUCUCUAGACUUGUAUGUAUAUUUGGGGAAUCCACAUUGCCAGAAAGAAAGAAAGAAAGAAAGAGAAGAGGUGAAAUAUUUCAUAUUUGCAUCACAAGAUCUUGGUUUUCGCUUUAAUGGCGGAAAUCCUCUGCUCAUUCAAUAAGGUACUCUGUUUUUUAGGGUUUUUGUUUGUGUUUUUUUUUAUGCGUUUUAUGAUGUUUUUUACUUUUUUUUUUGCAUUUGGUGAUAUGGGUUUUUUGUGGGUAUGAAUGCUUUGUUUGAAAGUUGAGAUUUUUGUUACUGAAUCUUGGUUUUGGUUGUUAGAUUUUGUAGUUGAAUAGUGCUUAAAUCUUGCAAUGUAUUUCAGUAAUUUGUUCUUCAGUUGUUAGGCAAAUAAAUGUACCCCUAUUAAAGUUUCAAACCUACUUACCAAAUCUACCUCAAGGUACAACUUUUAAUGCAUAAGGUACAAGAAACCACACAAGUAUUGCUCUAGAUUUGACCAUAAUCCCUAUGUAUCUUUGAUUGAUUUUAUGGAUGCUCUUACAAUCAAACCUCCUAAAAAGGCUUCAUUUGUGUUGAGAUUAAUGCUAUCGGCGUUUGCUAUGGCGUGUGGUAUUUAUAUAUGUUCGAUCUGUUUGAAGCAGAUGAACCUGCAAAACACGAAUACGUUUUUAUUAUUUGAAGACUUUGAGAGGCCCUGUUACGACACUGUUGUUGAUCGAUCUCAAAUCCCGUACUUGCACUACCCAAAACCAAAAACUUUCAAUAGGUCAGAAUGUGCUGGAAAUCCGGUGCGUUUAUUUGCCAUUGUAUCCAUGCAAAGAUCUGGAAGUGGAUGGUUUGAGACUUUGUUAAACAGUCAUGUAAAUGUGAGCUCGAAUGGUGAGAUUUUUGGUCCGAAAAGUCGGAGGGAUAACGCUUCAACUAUCGUUAAAACACUCGAUAAAGUUUACAAUUUGGAUUGGUUUACAAGUUCUUCCAAGAACGAGUGUUCGGCUGCAAUUGGCUUCAAAUGGAUGCUUAAUCAGGGAUUGAUGCAACAUCCAAAAGAGAUUAUACAAUACUUCAACGAUAGGGGCGUUAAUGUAAUUUUCCUUUUCCGGAGAAAUAUGUUGCGUAGAUUGGUCUCAAUGCUUGCAAAUGUGUACGAUAAAGAAGCCAAACUUCUAAACGGAGUCCAUGUGUCUCACGUACACUCAAACGAAGAGGCUUCUUUACUUUCAAAAUACAAGCCUAAAAUCAACGUAACGUCCCUGAAAUCGGAUCUGAGAGGAAUGGAAUCGACCGCCGUAAAGGCACUCAACUACUUUAACAGCACUCGCCACAUCAUAAUCUACUACGAAGAUCUCAUCAAAGACCCCACUCAGAAGCUCGUAGAAGUCGAAGACUUUCUGAAGCUGCCGCAAAUGAAUUUGACUAGUCAACAGGUGAAAAUACACAAAGGGGCGUUAUCAGAACACAUAGAAAACUUUGAUGAAGUCAACAAGACGCUCAGCGGAACAGCUUAUGAGAAGUUUCUUCAAGCUGAUUACUAACGGAAGCCUUGUGUAAAUAACUUGUGUUUCACGUAAUCAAAACCCGUUAAAGAUACCACUCAAAAACAACCAAAAAUGGCGGGUUUUUGUUCGUAUAGUGUGGUUUUGGUCCAGAUUUGUGUUAGGUUAUACAUGUGUUGAUGAAUGUUAGGCAGUGUUUUAGGUGGAUUUUUUUUUCUGGUUCCAGGAAACAUUUGAGAAUGUACAACUAGGUUAGGAAUUUACGGUUAGUAUCUCGCUAGCUGUCCCAAUGUUGUUGAAAGUCGAGAUAUGUGUUUUAUAGCGCGUGUCAAAAUCUAUUUGACAAUGCAAAUCAAGGUAAUCAAUGUUUUUUGGCCUUGUUGAUUCUCGUCGGAAAAUGGGCAUUACAUGAAGCAGAAUAUGUGUUGAACCAUUUACAUGAUCUUAAGUGCCUCCAAAUGAUAACAAGUUCAAUCA
Messenger RNA from Helianthus annuus (common sunflower), 2236 nucleotides. RefSeq lists its product as uncharacterized. Gene Ontology annotation, molecular function: sulfotransferase activity. Bases 794 to 1798 code for a protein of 334 amino acids. The transcript is spliced from 6 exons. NCBI's taxonomy places the organism in Eukaryota, Viridiplantae, Streptophyta, Magnoliopsida, Asterales, Asteraceae. The record is from RefSeq and is a predicted model, not a curated record.